Molecule: messenger RNA, 2355 nt
Organism: Drepanopeziza brunnea f. sp. 'multigermtubi' MB_m1
Lineage: Eukaryota; Fungi; Ascomycota; Leotiomycetes; Helotiales; Drepanopezizaceae
Source: RefSeq, a predicted model, not a curated record
AUGGCGAGCGAUAGUCCUCACAGACAGGAGUUUCGCAUCCGCGACCUCUCCACUCGUAGCGUUCUGCUCUUCCCAUCCCGAGCCCAAGUCAUUCGCGACGUCAAGAAUGUCAUUCUCCAGGCCGGCCCAAAUCAGAUCGUGAUUGACGGCCUCACGCCUCUGGUGGAUGAGCACUCCAUCAAGGUGGAAGGCACAGGAUCAGCAACCAUCACGGAUGUCACGGUUGACCUGCUCCCCAAUCGUGAUAUCUUUAAAUCGAUCUACCCUUCCGACAACGAGGAAGACGACAACGAUGACGAUCCAGAGGAAUCGGCUGUCGAAGCUGAGGAGAUGAAGCUGAGCAAAGAGAGGAUCAAGAAACUGAAUGUUCAGCUUUUGGCUGCGCAGGAGAAGAUCGACUCCGCCGCUAAGCGUCUGAAAUUCUGCGAUGGCUUUGGCCGGAGUGUUGAGAAGGAUUGUCCGCCGCCUAGUGAUUUGGAGGCUUGGCUCGAGGCGUACUGCAAGCAGCGGGAGAAGACCUACCGGGACCAUGUGGCUGCUACGGCUGUUGCAGACGACCUUCGGGAUAGGCUUCGGCAGGCGGAGAAGGAGCAGCUGAAGAUCGUCGUGGCACUGGCCAAGGCCAGUAAGAAGGCGACGAGGGAAAAGGCAAAGGAGAGAGAGAAGAAGUUGAGGGCCAAAGCCGAGAUUGGCCUGGCGAAGCGGCGACUCAAAGCGGAGAGGGAAGCCUCCUGGCCCAAGAAGGUCUAUCGCAUCACCAUCAACCUGGAGCCGUCGAGCGUGACCCCAGCAUCGUCCCGUCGCGGCUCCAUCGGCGGCGAUACGAUCGUCAACUUGGCUACUUCGGAGUUCCACGAGCCGUCGACCGAGCCACUCAAGACUGGCGAGAUCUCCCUCUCGCUCUCCUACAUCACCUACGGUGCAUCCUGGGCUCCGAGGUACGACCUCAGUCUCAACACGGUCAAGUGUACCGGCCUCCUGGAGUAUGGUGCCGAGCUCAAGAACACGACUUCCGAGACGUGGCGCGAUGCCAAAGUCAUCCUCUCUACCUCUCAGACCUCAUUCUCUGGUCUCAGCGAGAGCAUCCCAUCACUGCUGCCCUGGCACGUGCGCCUCGAGAAGGGUGCUCGCAACGCUGAUGGGUCUUUGUUCAGCUCCCUCGAACUCCAAGCCAAGAAGAACGAGUACGAUCAGAGCAGAGGGGGAUCAGCCCAGAAGUCGAGAUUGGGGUACUUCGGCCGAGACGACUUUGAGCGUAAUGCUUGGCUAUAUGAGGAGGAGAUACUCCAUGAGAGGAAAAGCUUAGCCGUGAGGCCCUCUUCCGUCAAAAUGAGAUCAGCUGGAUCAAAUAUUUUAGUUCCAAGGGGUACUGGCGGCGCACACAGUAGAUCCAGAGCCACCAGGAGCUCGCAUGAUGCUCACCUCAACCAACAAGAAAGUUACGAGGACAGCGAAUGUGACGACGAGGCCUUUGGCUUCUUCGGUGAGGAAGCAGCACCUGCUCCCCCUUCUCUCACCUUCGAGGAGGGUGCCUGGGAGGAAACCGGCAUGACAACAAGCUACGACGUUCCAGGCUCCAAGACGCUCGCUCCCAACAACUCGAGCAUCAAGCACAAGAUCGCCAAGAUCGAGUUCAAGAACGUCGUCUUCUCCCACGUCGUCGUUGGCAAGCUCCGCCAGGUCGCCUUCCUCAAAGCCCGGCUGCGCAACACCUCUCAGAUUGCUCUGCUCAAGGGACCCCUGGGCCUGACCCUCGACGGUUCCUUCCUCGGCCAGGCCACGCUCCCGCGCUGCUCCCCCGGCGAGCACAUCGUCCUCCCGCUGGGCGUGGAUCCCGCCAUCACCAUCAGCUACCCCAAGCCCACGGUCCGGCGGAGCCAGGCCGGCAUCUUCACCAAGGAAGACACCAACGUGUUCAGCCGCUCCUGCGUCGUCGCCAACACCAAGCACAACGCCGCCGUCGAGCUCACCGUGCUCGACCAGGUCCCCGUCUCGGAGGACGAGCGCCUCAAGAUUGAGAUCACGAGCCCCAAGGGCUUGAAGGUCGCGGGCGACCCCGUCCGCACGGGGGUGAGAUAUCCUGCCGUCGCGGAUCACACCCCGUCUACGUCUACGCAGGGUAGUAGUAGUGGCGUGCGCGGUCGUGGCACCGCAACGGAUGUCCGGGCUGGUGUGUAUGCCUCCAACGCGAGUGAGAACGAGGGACCGAGGUGGGGAACGGCUGUGGCGACGGUGCAGAAGGGUGGUGAGGUCAGCUGGGCGGUCAAGUUGAAUCCGGGACAGGGCGUCAAGCUCCUGUUGGAAUACGAGGCCACCUUUCCGGCUGGAGAGGCCGUCGUGGGGGUCUCGAAGUAG